GCUACGAUGACAGAUGUAAACAAAGGGCUGUAGUCCUGUAAAACCGCCUCGACUCCUGCUAUUAAGAUGAAGAUUACGAAAACAUACUAGACAUAGGAGACUGUCAUCCUGAAAACUCAACUAUUGAGAUAAUACAAACAAGUGGGCUGGGGGCGCACUUUUGCCGGACAUGAACUGUGUGCAUUUAAGUACCAUUAGUAGUCAGCUAGCGGACUAGCUGGUUCUAUCCCUUAUUCGAAUGAUGGACGUUUAAAAACUAUCCAAACUGUGUGAUUCCGUAGAAUCAUCUAAUUGUUCUGUGUUUCUGUAAAGGAAGUAGGAGGACGAGGUUGUUUAACAUCUGUAAGGAUUUGGUUGUCCGCCGGUCAACCGAUAGGCCUACUGACAAAAUUGUAAAGGUAUUAUGAUCAAAUGUUUAUGAUUGUGAGCCUGAGGGCUACUCCAAAGCAUUCCCCAAUGGAGAAAAGGAGAAACGCUGGAACACUAUCUGUAAACAGAAGUUUUAAACCUGGUUAAACUUUGACCAGUCACGUGGUGCUGUUGGUAAAAAAAGUUAGUUUGCUUGAGACAAGAUCUAGCCCCAACCUCAACAGAACAAGACAGACGAUCUAGCUAAACUUCAGAAGAAGAAAAAUGAAAUUUGUGGAGUUGUUUGGUCGUCUGAAAUCUGUGGUCAUUGGAAUGGUCCAUGUCCAAGCCUUGCCAGGAACACCUCUGAGCACCAUGGCCAUCCCCCAGCUUGUUGAAGAGGCAUGCAGAGAAGCAGAGAUUUAUCACAACGCAGGGAUUGACGGGCUUAUCAUUGAGAACAUGCACGACAUCCCAUACUCCUUCUCUGUGGGCCCAGAGGUGUGUGCCUCCAUGACGGCUGUGUGUGAUGCAGUGAGAGCCUCCUAUCCCUCCCUCCCCCUGGGCAUUCAGAUCCUGUCUGCAGCCAAUCAGCCUGCUCUGGCUGUAGCUCUGGCCUCAAGGUUGGAUUUCAUACGGGCUGAAGGGUUUGUGUUCUCCCAUGUGGCUGAUGAGGGCAUUCUUAACGCCUGUGCGGGUGACCUGUUACGAUACCGCAAGCAGAUAGGGGCUGAGCGUGUGCAGAUCUACACCGAUAUUAAAAAGAAACACAGCUCCCAUGCCCUGACAUCAGAUGUGAGUGUAGUAGAGACGGCCAGAGCUGCAGAGUUUUUCCUUUCUGAUGGCCUCAUCAUCACUGGAACAGCCACCGGGCUGCAGGCAGACCCAGCUGAACUUAAAGAUGUUGCCCAGUCUGUAAAGAUCCCAACUCUGAUUGGCUCAGGAGUAACCUUCAAUAAUGUUGAAGACUACCUGGAUGCUAAUGCAAUGAUCAUUGGCUCUCAUUUCAAGAAGGGAGGCUACUGGGCCAAUCAGGUAGAUCCAGAAAGGGUGAAGAGAUUCAUGGAGAAAAUUCACAAACUGCGACUCUGAAAGCUUUGUAUCAAUACCAAAGUGCAAUACAUUCAGUUAUUUUUUAAUGUGUGUUGGAAUACAGUCAUAGUUCAAAAAGUGUUGUCUCCAUUAUUUUGCAAAAAGAGAUGCUGUCAACAAUUUAACAAAACAAAUUUAUUUCAUAUUUUUUUCCUUUCAAAAAUAUACCUGAUACAAAAGAACUGUAUUUACAACUUGACUUUUAUCUAACAUGAAGCAUGUGACAAACAAUCACUGCAAGCUCUACUAAACUAAAAGUUAUAAAAUAAUUUACUUGAUACAAAACAUUACAAUCAGUGUUUGAUAUUUCUUAGAUGAUGUAUCGGCACCUUAUGAUAUUACAAAUAGUAGCAACAUUGAGUUUUGUUGUUUCAUGGUGUGGUCACAAACCCAAAAUCACAAACACUUGUUCACACAGUAAAUACAUUCAAAAUAAGUCACCCCAAAAGCAUACUUUAGGCACAUACAAUGUAUUCCUUAUUACUGAAAAUAAUGGAUGCAAAUGUGCUAUUACCUAAUUGCACAUUGAAGUCAUUGAACAUUGUACCAGUGCCAUUACAAACUGUAUCAAGUGUCAAGAAACAUUCCACACAUAACAUUCUAGAACUACUCCUCAGGACAUUUCCUGAACUCAGACAUGUUUCAACUUAAAACAUUUCUCACUAAACCAUAUUGCUGCUUGUCACAGGCUUUCCCUUAUUGGGAGUAGUUAAAUGGUAGCUGACAAGUCUGGAGGGAAUGGCAGGCUCAAAAUGUCACAGAUAAGGGUUCGGUUUUCUCAGUCAGAGGUGUUCUAGGUCAUCAAAUCAUACAGAUAAACUUCCUGAGGUGUAAAAACAAUAAAUAAA
Messenger RNA from Hypomesus transpacificus, 2288 nucleotides. RefSeq lists its product as uncharacterized. Bases 634 to 1440 code for a protein of 268 amino acids. The transcript is spliced from 6 exons. The record is from RefSeq and is a predicted model, not a curated record. NCBI's taxonomy places the organism in Eukaryota, Metazoa, Chordata, Actinopteri, Osmeriformes, Osmeridae.